UUCAGAUCAAAAAAAAAAAACAAAACGACAAAACACAAACACGAGGGUUGGUCGGAGAAUAAAAAAAAGAAAAAAAAAUUGGCCUUUGGGAAAAAUAAGGAUUUUUGUAUCUAAAGCCUUAGGAGUCUCCGCAUCAAGUCGACGUAAUCGUGGAAAAGGAUCAGUUUUGGCCUCUGCUAGUUCAAUAGGCAGGUUUGGUUAGUGCAACUUUUUGGUUGGGUACCAUGAGCUUCACAGAUCCUUCUGUUGGUCCUGGUGGUGGAACUGGUAGAGGAGCACUUGAGUUUGGAAGAACGUAUGUGGUCAGGCCCAAAGGUAGGCACCAAGCGACCAUAGUUUGGCUACAUGGCCUUGGUGAUAAUGGUUCAAGCUGGUCCCAGCUCCUGGAGACCCUCCCUCUUCCGAAUAUUAAAUGGAUAUGCCCAACUGCCCCUACUCAACCAAUAACUAUAUUUGGUGGCUUUCCAUCAACUGCUUGGUUCAAUGUGGGUGACCUUUCAGAAGAUGCUCCUGAUGAUAUAGAGGGAUUGGAUGCUGCUGCAGCACAUGUUGCAAAUUUGCUGUCAACAGAGCCUGCUGACAUUAAACUUGGUGUUGGAGGCUUCAGUAUGGGUGCUGCUACCUCGCUAUACUCCGCAACUUGUUUUACUCAUGGAAAAUAUGGAAAUGGCAAUCUGUAUCCUGCCAAUUUGAGCACAGUUGUAGGACUUAGCGGAUGGCUUCCAUGUUCAAAGACUUUGAAAAACAAAAUAGAAGGACAGGAUGAAGCUGCAAGACGUGCUGCAUCCUUGCCCAUUUUGCUAUGCCAUGGCAAAGGUGAUGAUGUGGUUCCAUAUAAAUUUGGAGAGAAAUCCUCUCGAGCAUUGAGUUCAAAUGGAUUUCAGGACAUGAGUUUCAAAUCCUACAAUGGGCUUGGUCACUAUACAAUCCCUGAGGAGAUGGAAGAGGUCUGUGCUUGGUUAACUGCAAAACUGGGGCUUGACGGUCGAUCCACAUAAGUAUGUAAUGUGAAAUUGUUUUGCAUUAUUUGGAGGAAGUGAAAUGGAGAGGAGAAAUUAUUCACAAGUUUCAAGUAACAAAAUUGAGCAAAAUUGUUCUGGUAUGGGUGUCAUACAUGGUAUAGUGUACCUUGUUAUUUCUCUCGUAGUUGAUAUUUGCUUAAUUGGUCCUGGACCUUGCUAGAACUGUGUGAUGGAACACGUGAACAUGUACCGAUUUGACCAUCAACUUGCAGUUUGGAAUAUUAUUAUUUGGAAUGCAAUCUGGAUUGUAGAUUUUAUGUUACUUUUCCUUGCUAUUUGGUGUAAGAAAAAGACUCAAUGUUUUAUGAUUGACUGGCAUCACUAAGAAUGAUGUAUGUAUUUGAGCUCCUGCUAUUGACAAGCAUGGAGGAACAUUUUCUUUGUUUCUUGAAA
Molecule: messenger RNA, 1415 nt
Organism: Durio zibethinus
Lineage: Eukaryota; Viridiplantae; Streptophyta; Magnoliopsida; Malvales; Malvaceae
Source: RefSeq, a predicted model, not a curated record